AUGCGCCUCGCCAAUCCCAACGCGGAGGGCAUGAGCCCCGAAACCCGGGUCGAAAAUGAAGUGGCCAUGAUCAGCCUUGCCGCCGCGGCACUCAAAUCCUUUCAGCCGUCCGUCGUCCCUUCAGGUUGGAUCAUCCAGCAGCUGAUGCGUGGCAAGUCUAUGGAUGAGUCAUUCGGCUCCAUGACCCUGGAGCAAAAGAAGGUGGUUCUUUCGCAAAAGGCCGCACUUCUCAAAGCACUGCAGGAUUAUCAACUCCCUGAUAGCAUUACCGGGUAUGGAGGCGUCACCUAUGACGAAGGCGGCCGAAUGAUCAGCGCGGCCAUGACCAGUGUUGGCGCUGGGCCAUGGCCGACCUACGAGUCUUCGUUCAAAAGUCGACUGGAGGUAGCACUCCGGAGAGCAGAUGCAAAUCCCUACAUACAAGGAUCGCAUGCCAAUGGUAUCAGAGAGCGCCUGGAUAACUUUGUGGAGCAUGGCCUCCCCAGCCAGUUUCAAUUUCUGCAGGCUCAGGAUAAGUCUAUUGUUUAUGCUGAUUUCACUACUAACAACCUUCUUUUUGGCCCCGCCAGUCUACGUAUUACGGCGUUGAUUGACUACGACUUCUCGUGUAUCACGCACCACUCUUACGAGUUCCUACGCUCAUUCGACGGUGCCGGCGGUCAAUUCAGGGGUUGGUCCGGCGAUGAAACUAGUGAACAAGCGGUACUAAGAAAUGCCAAAUUGCACGGGUUUCCGUCGCCGCUGCCACUUACGACCGGAGUAGAUUGGGAAGUAGCGAAAGCCUGGGAAGACGAACUGGAGAGACAGUGUGUCAAGAGACCCAGGACGAUAGAAGGAAUCGACAAGGUAACAGACGUCGAUACUGUAUUGCGCACUAUCUUACCUUGGAGGGUGAGCAAUUCUGACAUUCUGCGGCUCCAAUCUGAAAAGGUGAUCAUGCAAUACAAGGAGGAAAAUGAGCAGCAGCUCAUUGGCCUACUCGAACGCCUAGGGUUUUAA
This is a messenger RNA of Xylaria bambusicola, 999 nucleotides long. RefSeq lists its product as uncharacterized. NCBI's taxonomy places the organism in Eukaryota, Fungi, Ascomycota, Sordariomycetes, Xylariales, Xylariaceae. Bases 1 to 999 code for a protein of 332 amino acids. The record is from RefSeq and is a predicted model, not a curated record. The transcript has 3 exons.